UCCCUGCCUUAGUCUUCGUCGUUGUCAACUCCUAGUGAGUGUCAACGAAAAAGGAUAGAAAUUUGACGAUUUUACAAAAAACAGUGUCUAGUAAGCAGUUUGUCAUUAAUUAUGAUGUACAAAGUGUAAAUAGACACAUUUUUGAUAAAUUCAACAAUGGAAACACUGUCCCAAAUUCUGCUACCAUACAAAGACAUUAUUGGAACUACUGCCAGUUAUCUGACAAUAGCGCAGUUCUUUUCUGGGGUGUUCAUUUGUCUUGACAUUAGAAAAAAGGGCAACACCAAAGAUAUCAGUUCGGUUCCUUUUGUUGGAGGCAUCAUGAUGGGUCUCGCGAUGUUGAAAUAUGGCCUAUUAUUGAAAGACAAUGUCAUGUUACAAGUGAAUUAUUCCGCCAUUUUAUUGAACGUUUUUUAUUCAGUUUUCUACUAUGUGUAUUCCACUGAUAAAUGGAAUGAAAUCUUAAAACAAUUCACAGUAAGUGCGGGACUUGUCGCAGUACUGUGGGGCUACUGUGAAUGGGAAAACCCGUCUUUAGUGGAAGAUAGGUAUGGAUUGAUAGUAACAAUAUUAAUGUUGGGGCUAUUAGGAAGCCCGUUACGGGACGUCAAAGACAUAAUUGCAAAGAAAGACGCCUCCCAGAUACCGUUUGUGAUGACUUUAAUGGCAACUUUGGUAACAUUUGUGUGGCUUCUAUAUGCAAUCAUUUUAAAAAAUACCUUCAUGCUGGCACAAAAUGUAGCAGGAUUCCUUCUGUGCUUCAUACAAAUGGCGUUAAUCGUGACAUUCCCGGGUAAGCCCGCAAAAGCAACCAAAAAGAAGAAAAACUAGGGGAUAAAAUGACUUUAAAAAAGUUUGUAACCCGUAAUUUUACAUUCCAGGUAAGGAAGCCGAAAGUAGUGAUUCAGACGAAAUGUGAAGCGUCUAAUUUAGUAAAAAUAUAUAUAUUUUAAUAACAGUUUUGUAACUCCAUCUUGUGGAAAAUAAAAUUCGCCCCUAAAUAAAAA
Zophobas morio is the source of this 1007-nucleotide messenger RNA. Its product is annotated as sugar transporter SWEET1-like. Lineage: Eukaryota; Metazoa; Arthropoda; Insecta; Coleoptera; Tenebrionidae. The transcript has 5 exons. Gene Ontology annotation, molecular function: sugar transmembrane transporter activity. The record is from RefSeq and is a predicted model, not a curated record. The coding region runs from base 157 to 831 and encodes 224 amino acids. Gene Ontology annotation, cellular component: membrane. Gene Ontology annotation, biological process: carbohydrate transport.